CCCCCGCACACAUAACAUACACUGUACACAGCUGAGACAGAAUACAUCAUCCUCAGCAGGAAGAAUUGAUAGUCGCCUUCUCUGGAAGCGUCAGUGAGAGUCACCCUCCUGGACCGCCCUCCACAUCCACUACAAAUACAGGUGCAUGGUACUCACCUGACUUCACCGCGACAGCAUGAGAGACGGCGAACCAGCCCGACCCUCCCAACCGAGGAUGGAAAAGACUUCAAAAGAGGUACCAGAAUUGGAACCUAUCAAUCUUGAAAACUCCUUCCAGGAGCUGAGAAUGGUGAGACAACAGACAUGGCCUUGUGGCGGGACAUGCCAUGCCAGGGAGAUCCUACAGAGUCUAAACAUUUACAGACAAUGUGGAAUUUUUACAGAUGUGGUUCUCCAAAUAGAAGACCAGACAUUUCCCUGCCAUCGAGGCGUCCUGUCAGCCAACAGUUCUUAUUUCAGAGCCAUGUUUGGAGGAAGCCUCAAGGAGAGCAAUCUCAGUGUUAUCAACAUUCAGAAAAUAUCAGCAAGAAUUAUGGGCGUCUUGAUGGACUUCAUGUAUGGUGGGAACCCAACGAUACAAGAAGACAACGUGGAAGACCUCUUGCAGGCCUCAGAUCUCCUCCACAUCUCUAGUUUAAAAGAUGAGUGUGUAAAAUUUUUGGACAGCCAACUGGACCCUUCUAACUGUGUUGGCAUAAUGAAGUUUGCUGACUUGUUCUCAAUCACUUCUCUCUCGGAGAAAAGCAAAAAACUGGUGCUGGAAGGUUUCGAGGAGGUCUCCUGUCACGAGGAGUUCCUGCAGCUAACCAAAGAUGAAUUGAUUGAGUACUUGUCCAACGAGGACCUGGUGGUGAGCAAAGAGGAAAUUGUCUUCGAAGCUGUCAUGAGGUGGGUCAAAGAAAAUAAAACCACUGGAACUAAAGCUUUGAAGGAUCUUCUGGAGCAUGUGAGACUGCCAUUGCUGGACCCCGCUUAUUUCAUGGAGAAGGUAGAAACAGAAAAGACCAUCCAGGGCUGUCCCGAGUGCUUCCCUUUGUUGCACGAGGCUCGGAUGUUCCACAUCCUUGGGAAUCCAGUCAACUCAUUCAGAGCAAGGCCAAGAAGAUUUGCAGACUUGUCGGAAGCCAUCGUCAUUAUUGGCGGUUGUGAUAAAAAGGGACUUUUAAAAUUACCUUUUACUGAAUGUUACUAUCCAAGGAGCGGGCAGUGGAAGCUUCUUGCCAGCAUGCCAGGAUAUACCAAGUCUGAAUUUGCUGCCUGUACGUUAAAGAAUAAUAUAUACAUCUCAGGUGGACAUAUUAACAGCAGUGACGUUUGGAUGUUUAACACUCAGCUCAAUGCAUGGAUCAGAAUUGCUUCGUUAGCAAAAGGCCGAUGGAGGCACAAAAUGGCCAUUCUGAAUGGAGAGAUCUACGCUACUGGUGGCUUCGAUGGAGCAAAAAGGUUGUCUACGGUUGAACGCUACAGCAUGUUCACUAACAACUGGAUCCCAGGAACUCCAAUGUUGGAAGCAGUGAGCUCCGCAGCGGUGGUGACCUGCAUGAACAAGCUCUAUGUCAUUGGAGGAGCAGUAGAGGAUUAUGGGAACACAAACAAGGUCCAGUGCUAUGAUCCGGAAGAAGACAAGUGGACUUACAAAUCUCCUUCGCCCUUCUCCCAGAGGUGUAUCAGUGCAGUUGAGUUGGAUGGAAUGAUUUAUGUUGUUGGGGGUCUGUUGAGCACAAUAUUCAGAUACAACCCAAAAACAGAUGAAUGGAGUGAAGCUGCCUCUCUGCCCGGCCCUCUGGAGAGCUGUGGAGUGACCGUUUGCGGUGGAGACAUUUACAUCCUGGGCGGACGGGAUGAAAACGGAGAAGGAACUGAAAAAGCUUUUGUGUACGACCCGAAAUCGGGACAAGUGAACGCGGAACCCCCUCUACAACGCUGUACCAGCUAUCAUGGCUGUGUUACCAUCUUACACAGGCCAGAAGCAUAAAUGUGUUUUCUAAGAGCCUCACCCCGUGCCAAAAACUCAGUGACCUCUGGUUUACGGACUUACGAAAACUGUAAAUUUUAUUUUCAUUGAUAGUCAAUGUGUCAUAAGCCGAUAGGUGCAUCUAUUUUGGUAUGUACUCAUGUGCAGAUUAUAGACAGGUGUUUCAUGUACACCUUUUUGUCGUACUAUUGUUUUAUAUAGAAAUUAUUUGUGAUGUGUGGUAUUGUCUAUCGCAUGGUAAGGUUGGGCAUUUAUUAAAAACAGAAAAAUUGUGCAGUCCAGUGGCAAAGAAAUGGAUCGAGUAACUGUACUAUGACAAUGAAGAGGCAACAGGCUGAAUCCACUAUUGUACCUGGCCAGGAGAGUCAUUUCAACACCAGUUGAGUGAAU
Rana temporaria (common frog) is the source of this 2365-nucleotide messenger RNA. RefSeq names its product kelch like family member 35 (gene KLHL35). The record is from RefSeq and is a predicted model, not a curated record. NCBI's taxonomy places the organism in Eukaryota, Metazoa, Chordata, Amphibia, Anura, Ranidae. Bases 176 to 1975 code for a protein of 599 amino acids. The transcript is spliced from 7 exons. Gene Ontology annotation, molecular function: protein binding.